ACUGCUGUGAUGGAUACUUCGCGUAGUGCCUUUCUAACUCCAUCAAUGAUAAAGGAAUUUUUGGCUGUUCAUCAAAUGGAAUUUAUCGAUAAAGACUAUGCUAUAAAAAUUAUUCAGGAGCACGAACCUGACUCGACUUUCCGUGGCAAGUACCAGUUAUCUUUUGAAGGAUUCGUCCGUUAUUUAAAUGACCCAGUGAAUUUCGCAUUCGUGCCAGAGGAAAUAAAACCGGACAACAGUUCUCUUCAUUAUCCUCUCAGUUAUUAUUAUAUUUGUUCAAGCCAUAAUACGUAUUUAACAGGACAUCAGUUAAAGGGCGAGUCUUCAGCUGAAAUGUAUCGUCAGGUAUUAUUGACCGGUUGUCGAUGUGUGGAACUUGAUUGCUGGGAUGGUGAUGACGGAUUGCCACAAAUAUUUCAUGGACACACAUUCACUUCAAAAAUCAGUUUCCGUCAGGUGAUCGAAGUCAUAAAAAAAAGCGCAUUUGUUGCAAGUAGCAUGCCCGUUAUCCUUUCAAUUGAAAAUCAUUGCUCACUGCAGCAACAAGCCAGAAUGGCCCAAAUGUUUAAGAAUCAUCUUGGUGAGAAAUUGGUAACGAAUUUCCUUUUUGAAGUUGACUAUAGCGAUCGACCUCGAUUACCAUCACCUUGGCAGUUACAAAACAGGAUUCUUAUUAAAAACAAGAAGAUGGUUUCAGAACCGAGCUUUGGGCUGUCACUUGACAAGAAUAUUUUUCAUGAUAAUGAACAUUAUUUAAAUGAUGAGGGCGAAGAUGAUGAUCUGGAUGAGUUUCUAGAUGAAGAUGGUCCAGAUGAUAUUGACUGUGAUGAAAAAUGUGAUACUGACAGUGUCAAGCUGAAUGAUCGCUCGUUAAAAACAACGUUAAGUUUUCGAGAUAUUAUUUUCGAAAGCAGCGAUAUACAGAAAAAUAAUCCCACUCAAGCGUCAGUUACUAUGCCAUAUGGCUCGAAAAAUGACGAUGAUUCAACUCCUGAUCGAGCUAGUGGAGCAACUGCAAAACUCGUUGCAAGAAAGCAAGUAGCUGGGCCACUGGUCGCCCCUGAAUUGUCUGAUCUUGUCAACUAUUUGCAAUCCAUUAAAUUUAAGCUGCAAAAUUUGCAGGGCUUUCCUCAAUCCUUAAGUGGACCAUUCAGACGAUCACAUAUGGAUGAUCCUUAUUCUGGUCCAAAGAUUCGCUCAAGUUCCAAUCUUCUUAUAAUGGGUACACCACCACGAAGAUUACGUAAUGCAACUUUAAUCCGACAUGAUGCCUCAUCACGUACUGCAGAUGGCGGUGUGAAUGUGUUGACUUCUCUUCGACCUAAAAGCAAUGCAUCAUGUUACCAAGUUGUUUCAUUAAAUGAAGCAGCUGCCAGAAAGUUAUGCAGGAAACACGCGCUAAAAUGUAUUGCUUAUACUCGCAGUCAUAUAAUGCGAACAUAUCCUGGAGGUAUUCGAAUCGAUUCAUCGAAUUUCAAUCCCAUUCAGUACUGGGCAUUUGGUCUUCAAAUGAUAGCUCUUAAUUUUCAAACACCCGAUGUCUCCAUGGCAAUAAAUACGGCAAUGUUUGAAUCAUCAGGAAAUUGUGGUUACGCAUUGAAGCCUCGGUUAUUUUGGGAUGACACUCAUCCUCUCUACAGAAAAUAUAAUCCAAUAUCGAAGGAUUUCGCUUCACUUUCAGCUUUAAUUUUAACUUUGCAGGUGAUCUCAGGCCAACAUGUUUGUUUUAAUCAGCAUAAUAUUUCUACUCAUGUCGAAGUAGAAAUUUUUGGCAUAUCAGUGGACUGUGCAAAAGAAAAAAGCAAAGUGGCCAAUCGAAAUUCCGUUAAUCCGAUCUGGAAUUUUUUAUGUACAUUCAAAAUCAAAUUUGUAGAUUUAGCAUUUUUAAAGAUCGCCAUUUGUGACAGCGCUAAUGGAAGAUGCGUAUCUCAACGAGUAGUUCCAGUUCGUCAUUUACGACCAGGUUACCGACAUCUGCCUCUUAGAAACAGUGUUAACCUUCAAGUGGAUAAUGCUACGAUAUUUAUACAUUCUCGAUUUGAACAGGAAGAACAUGUUUAUUUAUAUGACGACGAUGAAACUACGAUGUAUAAUAUAGAUCAACAAUUAGCAUAUCAAACUAUAAAAGAUGAUCAAAUAAAGCCAGUGCCAAUGUUAAAACGUCAGGUCUUUGUUCUACGGGUAUUAGGGCUGCUCGCUGAUGAUGGUGCUGUUAUUGUUCAUGCCGAAUUGAAUACUACUGUAAGAAGCGUUAUACAAAUGGCAUUAGUUAAUGCGGGUAAAAGCUCAGAUAAUGCAGAUGAUUACCUGUUGAUUGAAGAAAGUGCUCCAAGAUCUUUACUGUCAAGUGCAGAUGAUGGUGAAAGUAUUUUUGAUGCAUUUGGUAGUCGAAUUUUGCCAUACAAUGAAUUUAUUAUGGAUGCUGUUGCUUGCUGGGAUGGUUCAACGAAACGUUUUAUUGUAAAAAGAAAAGGAAACGAUCCUGGCAGCAGGGCAUGGAUUACUUCCAUAAUUAAAAGUACAGCAGGAUCUGCAAGUCCAUCAUCUUCAACUUAUGAACGGAAAUCUGAUAACGCACGCUACAAGAAUCUGCAAGGAACAUCUUCAUCACAUGGACGCUUAAUGUCCGUCGAUUCACAACGUCUUGUAGAGAUGGUUACCAUUUCAGAUAACCAGUCGCAUCAACAUGCUCGUUCCAUUGGAGAUACAUUUCUUGUAUGUGUUCAUAAUGUAUGUGAUAAUCAACCGUACGUCAUUUUGCGUGCAAAUAUAUCGAGUACGGCAAACGACAUUAUAAGAAAGGUAUUUAUAAAAUCGCAUUGUGUGGAAGCUAAUGAAGCUGAUUAUGUCCUGGUUGAAGAAACUGCUGAUAAUGAUGGAUUUGAUCAACAAUUUCAUCAAGACACAGCCGAUUCUAUUAAAUUUGCUCGCAAAAAAACACCGCAAACCUCAAAAUCGAUUCCAAGUAAGAUCAAUAUAAAAGCUCGAGUAUUGCAAUCAGAUGAGAAUGUCUGGAAAGUGCAAAAUGGUUGGGUGGCUGCAGGACGUUUUGUUCUGGAAAAUCGCAAGGAAACUGUUCAUUCGGCGCUAGAAAAAAUUCGCAAUUUCCUUGAAGCGCUCGAAAAUGCUCGAGCUUUCAUUGGCGAUCCUGAACAAACUUUCAAAAAAUUCAUAUAA
Molecule: messenger RNA, 3177 nt
Organism: Dracunculus medinensis (Guinea worm)
Lineage: Eukaryota; Metazoa; Nematoda; Chromadorea; Rhabditida; Dracunculidae
Source: the annotation of a GenBank genome assembly